Messenger RNA from Onychostoma macrolepis, 4317 nucleotides. RefSeq names its product casein kinase 2, alpha 4 polypeptide (gene csnk2a4). The record is from RefSeq and is a predicted model, not a curated record. NCBI's taxonomy places the organism in Eukaryota, Metazoa, Chordata, Actinopteri, Cypriniformes, Cyprinidae. The transcript has 15 exons. Gene Ontology annotation, molecular function: ATP binding; protein serine/threonine kinase activity. Bases 2487 to 3668 code for a protein of 393 amino acids. Gene Ontology annotation, cellular component: nucleus; cytosol; protein kinase CK2 complex. Gene Ontology annotation, biological process: protein phosphorylation.
UAAAUUGUUAAUUAAGAUCUAUUGCACUUUAGGUUUUAUAAAAUCAACAAGGUGAUUACUGUUCAGUUAUGCUGUGUUGGACAAACUAACAAAACGACAAAUGUUGCUCCAACUUCAGUGAACAGAUGUGGGCAGUGAGUUUACAUAACCCUUGCAGAAACAGCAAGUUUUAAUAAUUUAAAAAAAAAAAAAAAAAGGGGAGGGGGGGGUGUACUGCCUUAAAUAAGCUAUUUUACAUAACAGAUGUUUGAAUAUUGUACACAAGGAUAAAUAACCAAAUAACUGAAUUGAGUCUCACAACUGUGAAAAACCUGAUUUCAGUUAUUUAUAGUCAUUGUUUGAAAGGGAUCAAAUAUGCAGAAGAUGCUGGAAAAACAAUGAAAAUGGGACCAGGAGGAUUUUCCUGAAGAACAUGGAUGAAAACCACAAUAAUCCAAGUAAUCCACACCACUCCAGUCCAUCAAUUAACGUCUUUUGAAGAGAAAAGUUGCAUGUUUGUAAGAAGAAAAUUCAUCAAGACAUUUUUAACUUUAAACCAUCGCUUAUGACUAAAAUAUGAGAAGCUCUAUCCAUAAUAUUGCUUUCUCCAGCAAAAAAAAAAAAAAAAGUCACCUCAUCUGGAUCAGUGGAGGAAGUGUUACUGUGAAUUAUGGACUGGAUUGGUUUGGAUUACUUGUGAUGUUUUUAAUCAGCUGUUUGGACUCUUUUCUGAGGCACUCAUUCACUGCAGAGGAUCCGUUGGUGAGCAAGUGAUGCCAUGCUGCAUUUCUCCAAAUCUGAUAAAGAAACAAACUCGUACAUCUUGGAUGAGUACAUUUUCAGCAAAUUUUCAUUUUUGGGUGACAAUCAUUGGAUCACUUGAUACUCUACAUAGGGGACCACAUGCACAGAAUAAAUAUUUUGAAAACUCGAGGCUAAAAAAGUUGCAGGCGCACGCAGAAGAAAUGAAUUCAGGUUUAUUGAGCCACAUUUCUUCUCAUGUAAAGACCAAUGUAUACCUGAAUUAAUUUCAUAUAUAUAUAUAUAUAUAUAUUAGUUUUUUAUAAUGUCAAAAUGUACCAAGAAGCAUGAUAUUAAUUUUUGGUGCAAUAUGGUUUUGACAUAAAAAUGCAAUGACGUUUCUGCCGUGUCUAUAAGAAAUUAAUGACUUAAAUAAUUUAUGAAUUUGCUAGUUUCGUUUAUCUAAAUUUAUUUACAUCGCAUUCAGGAUAUACAUUUUGUAUACACUGGAAUCGAACUGUUUGUUAGCGCCAUGCUUGUUUGAGAAAUGAAAAAUGUUUGUCUAAGUCAGUCAGCAUAUGCCUAUUUGUGAUGUUUGGCGCGUGCGCUCUCAAAGCCGUUAUCAAACAGCCAUGUUGAGUCUCUGAGACAGAAAUGACUCAAUAUCCCACUGAAAUAAGGAUAAAUAUCUCCACGACGGGCUGAACAUUAGCGCGUCAACACGGCUGUCAUCGAGAAGGUAAAUGCGUCUGCAUGCAGUGAAAUUUGUGUAAAGCUGUAGUAAAGAAGGCUGGUGUUGAGAUGAGGAAGCCGGUACUGCUCAGGGGUUGUGUGGAGAACUCAUCCCAUUUAUUACACUGUGGUUUCAUAAGUGUGUUUGCAUCACUGCUGUAACAUGAUAUGAUCACUGAGUAUUUGAUGCUAGUAAAUGCUUCAUUAGUUAGCAGGUGCUGUGUGCUAAAUAGCCUGCAUCAUAUAUUUUAACCAAUGGUAUAUUACUUAGAAAAAUCUUAAUAUAAUGGCUUGCAGGUUUAACAUCUAAUCACUUGCAGAAUGUGAAUUAUAAUUAAAAUGGUGUCACUCAAAAAAAAUAUAUAUAUAUAUUUUUUUUUUUUUUCUGUUAAAAUGCUAAGUUAAAAAAAAAAAAAUGUUUGCAUUAGUAAGAAUUCUUGGUAUGCCUAAUGGAUGGAGUUCAUCCCAAUGUUUUGUAUCUAAAAUGCAAUUUCUAUUUUUAUUUUUUUAAUUAUUUGCUGAUAUCAGUGACUGAAUUUUCAGUUUUCUAUAAUUGACUCAAAAAGAAAUUACUGAUAUUUUUAAUUACUUGAAAUGUGACUAGCCAUGCAUCCAGGUUUUUGCCCUGCGUACGGCCUGAGAUGCUGGGAUAGGCCUCAGCAUCCAUGUGACCCGACACUGGACAAGCAGUUUGCAAAAUGGAUUUCAAGUUCUUACCAGUAACAUUAAAAACCUAUGAAAAUCUAAAGAGGUUGAUGAUUGCAUGGAAAUGUAUCCCAGUUCCCUUCCUGGACCAUUGUGAGAAGAGGCAUGCUUGCGGUUUAAAGGCAGUGGUUAGGAUUCUCCAUUAACUUCAGUUCGGGGAACAGACACAGUCUCUAUAGUGUGAUAUCUAGGUGAAGGAGUCUCUAUGUGCCAUCCGGAGGCGCUUCCAUCUUCUAUGGCCCCUUCCCUGUAGCCAGCACUUUCUGCAAAACUGUUCUCAUCCGAUUUUUAAUUCGCAGUACAGUAAACACAGUGCUGAGCUGUGUGUCAUGUCAGGACCUGUGGCGAGUCGUGCCAGAGUCUACCCAGAGGUCAACACACAACGGCCCAGAGAAUACUGGGAUUAUGAAUCGCAUGUUAUUGAGUGGGGCAAUCAAGAUGAUUUUCAACUGGUCCGCAAGUUAGGCAGAGGAAAGUACAGCGAAGUGUUUGAAGCAAUCAACAUUACAAACAAUGAGAAAGUAGUGGUUAAAAUACUAAAGCCUGUGAAGAAGAAGAAGAUAAAGCGUGAAAUAAAGAUUCUUGAGAACAUUCGUGGAGGUCCAAAUAUCAUUACCCUCCUGGAUAUCGUCAAAGACCCAGUGUCCAGAACACCUGCCUUAGUUUUUGAACAUGUGAACAACACAGACUUUAAGCAACUGUAUCAGACACUGACAGACUAUGACAUUCGCUUCUACAUGUAUGAGAUUCUGAAGGCUUUGGAUUUCUGUCACAGUAUGGGUAUUAUGCACAGAGAUGUCAAACCACACAACAUCAUGAUUGACCAUGAGCACAGAAAGGUAUUGCGUCUCAUUGACUGGGGACUGGCUGAAUUCUAUCACCCAGGACAGGAGUACAACAUCAGAGUGGCCUCUCGCUACUUUAAAGGACCAGAACUACUGAUAGAUUACCAGAUGUAUGACUACAGUCUUGAUAUGUGGAGUCUUGGUUGUAUGCUGGCCAGUAUGAUCUUUAGGAAGGAGCCAUUCUUCCAUGGACAUGAUAACUAUGACCAGUUGGUGAGAAUAGCUAAAGUUCUUGGAACAGAAGAUCUUUAUGAUUGCAUUGAUAAAUACAACAUUGAGCUGGAGCCUCGAUUUAAUGACAUUCUGGGAAGACAUUCCCGUAAGCGAUGGGAGCGGUUCGUUCACAGUGAAAACCAGCACUUGGUCAGUCCUGAAGCUCUUGACUUUCUGGACAAGUUGUUGCGUUACGACCAUCAGACCAGACUGACUGCAAGAGAGGCCAUGGAGCACCCCUACUUCUUCCCUGUUGUGAAAGAUCAGACUCGCAUCGCAGGAUCAACUAUUGUGCCAACAACUAACACUGCAGUGAGCACUGCGACUAUGAUAACAGGAAUAGCGGCGCUUCCAGCCUCCACAGCUCUAGGGCCCCUGACGGGUUCCCCCAUUCUCAUGGCCCCCAGCAGCCUAAACACUCCAGUGCCUGCAGCCACGGGGGCCGCUCAGUGACGUCACCGUACCUGUCACACCAAACCUGCUGAGGAUCUCUGGGACUGUUGUUAGAUAGAGCUCCUCAGCACCACCCCUCAGUUUAUCCCGCAGGCAGUGCAGCAUGAGUUUAUCUGAAACUGCAUGCACUUCAUCAUGAGAUGUUCACCUUCAUGCAUUUACCUCAGGCAGAAGUGCGCUGGAUGUGUUUGAGAGCUUAUUCACAGAAAGAGAAUCAUCCUGUGUGAUAUUACAUACAUUGUCCUGCCAUUAAACAGCUUAGCUUUACUUGAAAACAGAUGGACUACUUCUUGGAGCAAGUGAAGCACGUGGUAGCACAGUAUUUCUGUCAGCAGUCAAUGAGCAAAUCCUCUCUCAAGUGUGAAAUGAUACUGCCGUAGUUCAGAGUGUGUAUUGGUGCUGUUUACUGUAGCUCACAUCAGGUCACACCAAUCGCCUUGACUCAACACACAGCAGUGUCUUCAGCUCCUCUCACUGUGGACGUCCCGUAUAAAUGGCAAUGCUGUGGCAUAUUUUAUUUAUUUAUUUAUUUUUUAUAAAUACAGCAGUCCAUAAUUUCUGUAUACUCAUAAUCCAGUAAUAAAGAAUCAUUGCUUAUCCAGUCUUUGUAUUCAGUUCAUUUGACUGAACCAAAAUUAACAGUGUGGCU